Messenger RNA from Lentinula edodes (shiitake mushroom), 2097 nucleotides. RefSeq lists its product as uncharacterized. Bases 1 to 2097 code for a protein of 698 amino acids. Gene Ontology annotation, cellular component: membrane. Gene Ontology annotation, biological process: potassium ion transmembrane transport; stabilization of membrane potential. The transcript is spliced from 5 exons. Gene Ontology annotation, molecular function: potassium ion leak channel activity. The record is from RefSeq and is a predicted model, not a curated record. Lineage: Eukaryota; Fungi; Basidiomycota; Agaricomycetes; Agaricales; Omphalotaceae.
AUGAACGACCCAGGAUUAGAAGAUAAAAUUCAAGACACGGCGACACAUGUAACACAAGACCUGAGGGACAGGGCUGGCAGCAACAGCAGCCGCGAACCGCAGGCAGGAGAUGCGCACACCAAAUCUGCAGGAGAUGCAUUUCGUGAAGAGUUGCAGGUAGAUGACGAGGAGGAGGAAAUCGGGUACUUCGCGCCUCAACGGUGGUGGUUCACUUCAACAGCAUUUCCCCUUGUGGCAGGGACGUUUGGCCCACUCGCAAACUUGUUCUCAGUCUGUGCAUUGGUACAAACAUGGCGAGUUGAGAUAUCGGGUGGAGAAUCAGAAACACAAGGUCAACGGAUCUCGGAUCCACAUUGGUUAAUAGGUUUGAAUGCAGCGUCGCUCAUUCUCGCUCUACUUGCAAACGUUCUCCUGCUGUUCAAUUUCGCACAUCGAGUUCGGUACAUUAUCGCUCAGCCACUCACUAUUUCGUUAUGGUAUCUGUCAUCGCUACUCCUGAUUAUCCCGCUUGCCCUUGCUCCAUCUAUCACGCCACCCUCGAACGUCUCCCAACAUGCGCUCUCACAGUCCUACUACUAUGCCCUGCUAUCCGCGAUCCUCUAUGGAAUUCUAUCAACUCUGCUUCUUCUCCACUUCAUAUUCUCAUUACCACCCUUCUCUGCAUAUCCCGCCUCCUUCGCAACCCUCACAAUUCCUCAGCGAACACUUAUGCUGCAAACAAUAUCAUUCACACUUUAUCUCGCUCUCGGCGCAGGUAUAUUCUCUGCCCUUGAGGGUUGGGAAUUCUGCGACGGCGUAUAUUGGGCUGAUUAUACACUCUUGACCAUCGGUCUUGGAUCGGAUUUUCCCUUGCAGACUUCUGCUGGGAGAGGCGUUCUCAUCCCAUACACAGGUGGAGGUAUUCUCCUAAUUGGUAUCGUUAUAGGCAGUGUUCGAGGUUUGGUACUCGAACGCGGCGGAGUCAAAAUGUUGCAUAGACAGUUGGUGAAGGAGCGAGAUCGCGGGAUUAAGAAGGUCAAAAAAAGAUUGGGGAUGGAAACUCGUGGUGAUUCAGAUGAAGCUUUGAAGACUGAGUUCGACGCGAUGAGACAAGUGUUAAGACGAGCGGAGAUUUCGAGGAAAUAUUUGUCUUUGGGGAUCUCUUUCCUUGUUUUUCUGGUUGUUUGGUUUCUUGGUGCAAUGGUUUUUUUCUUUUCCGAGGCAGAUAGUCAAAACUGGAAAUACGGAACCUCGCUGUAUUUUACAUAUACCACCCUCUUGACUAUCGGCUAUGGCGAUCUCUACCCCGAAUCAAAUUUGGGGAAACCUUUCUUCGUCCUAUGGACGCUCAUCGCUGUCCCUUCCGUCACCAUACUCAUAUCCAACAUGGGAGACACAGUCGUCGCCUGGGUUCAAAAAGGUACGAUGUGGCUAGGACAAAGGACGAUCCUCCCCGAACGGUCUCUCAGAAGCGAUACGGACACCAGAAGCAAUCCCACCGACUCCCGCCGUACUCGUAUUCGUACCCGUCUUCGUCAAAAAGGAUUCUGGCCUCUCAAAUCUCCGGAAAAUGUAGAAAAGGCAGUUCAUUCCGAGGAAGCCAGGGAGGUAGACGAAGGUGCUGUACCAGACCCCAGUCGUACGCAAGCCAAUGGAGAAGGCGAGAACAAGGAAAUUCGAGGCGAUAUCGAAAAACUCGGAGAUGCAGUGGAGACAGUUGAAGCGGAGCGUGGACAGGGAGGUGGGAUCGCUGCACGGCUAGCCAGAGAGAUCAAGCUUGUCUCCAAGGAUCUUGGGAAGCAGCCGCCGAAGGAAUAUGAGUGGGAGGAUUGGAAAAGGUGGAUGAGGCUGUUGAGUGUUAGUAGUGAUGAUAACGAUGGUAGCAAUGGUCGUCGUGGCUUGGGUGGGCUGAAAUCCUUGAAAUCUCCGACUCGGAGUAUGGGUGCGCGCUCUCCGACUCACUCAGAUGCUUCAAGAUCGAGUGGAUGGAUUUGGUUAGGGGAUGAUGGGCCACUUUUUAGUCAGGAGAGUGAGGCAAACUGGAUACUUGGAAAGUUAUGUGACAGGCUAGAGCAGGUGCUAAUGAAAGAGGUUCUGAACGCAAGGACAGCUCACUAA